Onthophagus taurus is the source of this 875-nucleotide messenger RNA. NCBI's taxonomy places the organism in Eukaryota, Metazoa, Arthropoda, Insecta, Coleoptera, Scarabaeidae. The record is from RefSeq and is a predicted model, not a curated record.
GACACCAAUGUCACCACUUUUUUUGAACAUUAAUGCACAUUUUUAGUUUCACAUUAUUUAAUUUUAUACUAUUAUCAUUCAUUUCAAAAGUAUCCCCAAUGCAUCAUCACAAUAAUAAACCCAGUCAUCCGAAAAUAUUUGUUUCUUUAAGACCAAAAAGAUAUAUUUUUCCAAGAGAUACCAAAGAAUUGGCACCAUGUGACGAUAAAGAAUUAAUUCGUUUUCUGGCAGAUUUAAAAGCAAUAAAUCCAGAAAGUAUCGUACUUUUCGCUACGGAAUCUGAUGUGCCCGGCACAUGCAAAGUAUUAACUGAUAAAUUAGAUGAACUCGAUGAUUUCUUAGGAACGUGUAAAGUUGCAACACGAAAUCUUUAUAUUCAAUUAAUAAGAGGGGUGGACGCUUUAUACGAUUUUUUAUGUAACUCAACCGAUGGAAAUGUUUAUAAAAAUUUUUUCCCCUGUUAUAAUGCUCUACAUAACGAUUACAGUUCUUGCGUUGGUCCCGGAGAUUGGAUGGAAUACAGUGACCGUAAUCAACUUUGCAAUUGAUUUUAGUGCUUAUCAAGAUAUUACAGAUUGUUACUAUGUGAAAACUGCAAAAGUUUGUGGAUUAAGAGCAGCGAGAGCAAUGAAAAAAUUGAAUCUUUAUGUAAUCAAUAAAACUCUUUGUAAACAAUGUAUGAACACUUAUCCUGAUCCUUUGGUUCCCGAUGCUAACACCAAAGAAUUUUUUGUACAACCUAGUAUGUAUAGUAGAAAAUCUGGAACAAAAAAUGUUACGUGUAGUCGUGUAAUAUUAAUAAGUGUUUUUAUCUAUACUUUUAUUGUAUUAGAUUGUGUUUAAUGCACAAAAAAAAAUAAAGUAAUGUUUAACUG